AUGGCCAGUUCAGACUCCUGUCAGAUUCUGAGACGCUUCAAGUUGAACGGGAUGUACAAGGAUGGAGACUUUAUCAUAGGUGGUCUGUUUGAGGUUCAAUACCUCAAAGCAUUCCCAGUGCUGAGCUUCACAACUGAGCCAGAACUACCACAGUGUGAGCAAUUUUAUAUGACAAGCUUUCAGCAGGCACAGACUAUGGUUUUUGCCAUAAAUGAGAUCAACAAUAAUCACAAUCUGCUGCCCAACAUUACGCUUGGUUACCAAAUCUAUGAUAACUGUUUACGACUUGGAGUGGCAUUUCGUGCUGCCACAGCUUUGAUAAGUGGGGCAAAGGAGUCCCUCUCUCAUCUAAACUGUACUGGACCACCACCAGUGAUUGGGAUCAUUGGAGAUCCAGGUUCCACUCAUUCUAUAGCAAUCUCCAGUGUACUGGGGUUAUUCAGAGUGCCUAUGGUUAGCUAUUAUGCCACCUGCUCCUGUUUGAGUAACAGGAAGAAAUAUCCCUCCUUCUUCAGAACUAUCCCCAGUGAUGCCUUCCAGGUCCGAGCUAUGAUUCAGAUCUUGAGACAUUUUGGAUGGACCUGGAUUGGUCUUCUGUAUAGUGACGAUGACUAUGGUAAAUAUGCCGCUCAAUCCUUUCAUCAGGAUGUUCAGCUGUUUGGAGGAUGUGUGGCUUUCUCUGAGAUACUACCUACUGAUAACAACCCCAAGGAAAUACAACACAUAAUACAUGUUAUGCAGGACUCCAUAGCAAAGGUUGUGGUUGUGUUUUCCACUUCAAGCUAUUUGUUGCCCCUUGUUGAUGAGAUGCUGUUGCAAAAUGUGACAGGCAUGCAAUGGAUUGCUAGUGAGGCUUGGGCCACUUCACCUGUGCUUCUUGCUGCACGGCUUAAACCUGUCCUCGGGGGCACACUGGGUAUUGCCAUCCGACGUGGAGAGAUUCAGGGACUGGGUGAUUUUCUACUAUACCUUCGCCCUGACAACAAUUCACAGAAUAAUAUGGUCAGAAUCUUUUGGGAACACAUGUUUGGGUGCAGAUUUGAGGCUGGAGACAGUACAGCAAAAAACAUUUGUACAGGGCAAGAGGAUCUGAGCAGCACAAACACAGCAUACACUGAUGUAUCAGAGCUAAGGGCUUCAUAUAAUGUGUAUAAGGCAGUUUAUGCCCUGGCACAUGCACUUCAUGACCUGAUGCAGUGUGAGGAGGGGAGAGGACCAUUCAGUGACAACACCUGUGCUGACAUAACAAACCUGCAGCCCUGGCAGGUGGUCUAUUACUUACAGAAGGUAAACUUCACCACAGGUUUUGGAGACCGUGUGUCAUUUGAUAAGAAUGGAGAUGCUCUGGCCAUCUAUGAUGUAUUGAACUGGCAGCCGAGCGCUGAUGGGUCAAUCAUCGUCCGUACAGUCGGUGUGGUGGAUGAAGGGGCGGCAACAGGGAAGCCUCCACGGUCUGUGUGUAGUGAGAGCUGCCCACCAGGCACCAGACGAGCCAGGAGGAAAGGACUUCCUGUCUGCUGUUUUGACUGCCUGCCAUGUGCAGAUGGAGAGAUUUCUAAUACAACAGAUUUAACUGAAUGUGUAGCAUGUCCGAAUGACUUCUGGUCGAACCCAAAUAAUGAUCGCUGUAUCCCUAAAGAAGUGGAGUUUCUGUCAUAUGAGGAACCUCUGGGCAUCUCCCUGACCACUGCCUCUCUGCUCGGCACCUGCUUCUGUGCUGUUGUCACCAUCGUUUUUGCCCAUCACCGCAAAACACCUGUAGUACGUUCAAAUAAUUCAGAACUCAGCUUCCUGCUGCUGCUGUCACUCAAACUGUGUUUCCUGUGUGUGCUGCUGUUUAUUGGCCGACCGCAGUUGUGGACGUGUCAGUUAAGACAUGCUGUGUUUGGCAUUAGCUUUGUUUUGUGCGUCUCCAGCAUUCUGGUCAAGACUAUGGUGGUAAUAGCCGUGUUUAAGUCAUCUCGACCAGAGGGUAAAGGUGCUAUGAAGUGGUUUGGUUCAGCGCAGCAAAGAUGCACAGUCUUGGUCUUAACUGCCCUUCAGGUGGUGAUUUGCGCAGUCUGGUUAUCAUCUGCAUCUCCCACACCCCAUAAAAACAGCCUGUAUAUCAGGUCUAAAAUAGUGUUUGAAUGUGCUAUAGGGUCAGUGGCUGGAUUUUCUAUGCUGCUGGGCUACAUUGGGUUUCUGGCAGCCUUGAGCUUCAUAUUAGCUUUUCUAGCAAGAAAUCUUCCAGAUAGUUUUAAUGAAGCAAAGUUCAUUACCUUUAGUAUGUUGAUCUUUUGUGCUGUAUGGAUUGCGUUUAUUCCAGCUUAUGUCAGCUCACCAGGGAAAUAUGCAGUGGCUGUGGAGAUUUUUGCCAUCCUGGCUUCCAGUUUUGGAUUACUGGUGGCCAUAUUUGUCCCGAAAUGCUACAUCAUCCUCUUACAUCCAGAGAGAAACACUAAAAAAGCCAUAAUGGGAAGAGGGAUAGAGAAGAAAUAGUUUUAUAUGCUUGCAGUAAAAAUAUCUUUAUGACAUUGUCUCUAUGCUUUACUUGAAUAAACAGCCAUAAUCA
This is a messenger RNA of Paramisgurnus dabryanus, 2554 nucleotides long. The record is from RefSeq and is a predicted model, not a curated record. Lineage: Eukaryota; Metazoa; Chordata; Actinopteri; Cypriniformes; Cobitidae.